Molecule: messenger RNA, 1315 nt
Organism: Bombyx mandarina (wild silkworm)
Lineage: Eukaryota; Metazoa; Arthropoda; Insecta; Lepidoptera; Bombycidae
Gene: Rilpl
Product: Rab interacting lysosomal protein like
Biological process (GO): cilium assembly
Cellular component (GO): ciliary basal body; cytoplasm
Molecular function (GO): dynein light intermediate chain binding; small GTPase binding
Source: RefSeq, a predicted model, not a curated record
UUCAGUAAUGAUGGCGUAUUUGGGGAAGAAGUGUUUUCUAUUUUAAAUAUUGAAUUUUGUGUAGUUGUGUAAAGUGAAAACAAAGUGUUUUUAAUGCCGUACCGCAGGCGCUUUCCGGUUAAGAUGCAGGAUUACGAGGACGACGUCACCGUCGUCGAUGUGUACGAUCUUGCAUCGGAUAUUGGUAAAGAAUGUGAGAUAAUUAUUGAAAAAUACGGCCCUGACGCCGUUACAGCUUUGCUGCCGAAGGUAAUAAACACACUGGAACUCCUGGAAAACUUAGCCGUCAGGAAUGAGAAGGAAAAUCAAGCGUUACAGGAGCUAACAGCAAAAAUUUCGCAGUUGGAAAACGACAAGAUUGAAAAGGCUGAAUACAGACAACGGUUCGAAAAGGAAAUCGAAGCUAUAGAAGAGCAAUGGCGAACCGAAUCGGCCGAGUUAGUAACGGCCGUGGCGAGACUUCAGGACGAGAACAAGCGUCUCCGGCGAACAAUAAACGCGCCUGCGGACGGUACAAGCGCACCGCCGUCUCCGGCACGUGAACACGAUCAAGAAGUGCUGUCGCGACUGAGCAGCACCGCGGAGAAACAGCGUGCCACUCUACGUCUCCAAGAAGUGCAACUACAAGAAAAACAACAGCAGAUCGAUAGCCUGACAAACCAGCUAGCCCAGGUCAGUCGGGAUCUCAGGCGGAAGUACAAGCAGCUACAGAAUCAGAUGCGGCUCGUGUGCGAGGAGCGUUCGGAGCUGACUGCCAUCGUACAAUCGCAGCAACGGGACAUAUCCGCGUUACAGCAAACUAAAGCGCAACAAAAGAAAUGCGCAACAUGCGGCUCUGCGUCCCCCGAAGCUCCGGACGAGGAAGAUCAAUCGACGAAAGCUUCAUACAGCGCGAUACUGCACGAGCGGAAUGAGCUCCAGCUUAAAUUGAACCGCGCUGAAGAACAGAUCCGGGCUCUGCAGAUCGAUCCGCAGCCAGACAGUAGCGGUUCAGACUCGUCGCCGUUGCUGAGCUCAGCGGCGCCCGACGAGGAGCCGCCCGUGCAGGGUCCGCUGCCCGCGGAGCCCGACGACGCCCCAUGGAAACGACGCGGUGGCAUCAGGAAGUUGUGCGAGUUGCUGUUCCACAUUAAGAACCAAGGUCGUCGCUCGCCACCGCCACGGAUCUCUUUCGGCCCUUGGUACUAAAGCCACGGACGCGGAGUUUUCGCAAGUUCCUUGCUGAGUGUGAUAUCUCCGUGGGAUCGUUCCCGCGUCGUUCACUUUCCACGUUCGGUGGCAAGGCUACCUCGACCCCCGGCUCCGCCCCCGCCCC